Messenger RNA from Oreochromis niloticus (Nile tilapia), 1442 nucleotides. RefSeq lists its product as uncharacterized. Lineage: Eukaryota; Metazoa; Chordata; Actinopteri; Cichliformes; Cichlidae. The coding region runs from base 66 to 1202 and encodes 378 amino acids. The transcript is spliced from 2 exons. Gene Ontology annotation, molecular function: nucleic acid binding; zinc ion binding. The record is from RefSeq and is a predicted model, not a curated record.
AAAGACUUUGUGAUUUGAGUGUGAGCCAGCUGCGCACUGUUGUUACUUCAGUGGAGGAUGGCAGCAUGACUCGCAAUCUUGAUGGUUUAAGUGAAGCAGAACUGUAUGACCUGAUCGUCGAGUACAUCAGAGGUGAAAAGUUGAGAGCGUUGGAGGAUGAAGGUAUGGCCCAGCUCCUGCUCCUCGACGACAUCGUGAGUGACCUGCUGUCAACGGACGUCGGAGGGGCUGGCGAUCAUCUGGCCGUGCCGCUUGAGACGGAAGACAUUCCUAACCAGCAGCAGGAAUGCCCUACUUCACCCCACACUGACCCAACACAUCCUGACAGACAUCUGGCUAUGCCAGCUGACCACAUCCCCACUCCACCAUUACACCCUAACACAGACUCUCACACACAGCCCAUUCUACCGCGGGACAGAGACAUCUCCACCUUUCCCUCAUCUAUGCUAACAGACCCUAAUACGCCCACCAAGAACUUCAACAUCCCAGCUUCAGCAUCACCGGCGCCUAGUGUUGCUGGGGUUUCCCCUGGCAGGGUGAGUCGUCCGUCCAGAGGAUAUGACCAAGUUUUGAGUCUCAGUGAUGUGGCAGCUUUGUUUCCACGCAGAGAAUUUAAGUUGCAUGGUGGACAAAUUUCAGAUCUUGGCUCUGAUAUAUCCUACAGUAGUCUGUGCAAACAAAUUGAUGAGGGGUUACAAGAAGGGUUUACUGAGUGUGAAAUAAUCAGAACCGUGCUAAAGAUAAUGAAGCCUGGUACUCUCAAAGAAAUGUUAACCAACAAAGAUGAUUUGACAGUUGAUGGUUUGAAGAAGCUUCUCCGCUCUCAUAUUCGAGACAAGAAUAGUGCUGAACUCUUUCAAGAGCUAAGUAAUGCUAAGCAGCAAGACAAAGAGAGUGCACAGCAGUUUCUGUACAGAAUUAUAGGGUUAAAACAGCGUGUACUAUUUGAGUCACGACAGCCUGGUGCAGACUUUAACUAUGACAAAAAGCUUGUGCAGGGCACCUUCCUUCACACACUUUAUCAAGGGUUCAAUGAAAAAAACAACUAUGUAAGACAAGACCUCAAACCUUUUCUUAAUGACUUGCAGGUUAGUGACGACUUUUUGCUUGAACAGAUUACAAAGUCCACCAGUGAGGAAGCUGAGAGACUGAGGCGACUGGGUACAGCAUCUAAAACUAGACCUGUGACUACAGCUAACUAAAGUGGUGAGCCAGACUGAUAGUGUGACAUCUGGAGACUCCUGCUCGCCCCUGAACCACCCUCCAACACCUCCAGCUGAGAACCGGGGCAGAUGUGGUGAUUGUGUACAGCAAGGCAAAGUGAGCUGCCCCCACUGCUUUGCGUGUGGCCAGGCAGGACAUCGGGCUAUUGGCUGCCUACGGCGGAAUGUGUCGGGAAACGGGGUGAGGUCACUGGAGAGGGGCUGCCAGUGACCGAACAA